This is a messenger RNA of Symbiodinium sp. CCMP2456, 5727 nucleotides long. NCBI's taxonomy places the organism in Eukaryota, Dinophyceae, Suessiales, Symbiodiniaceae. The record is from the annotation of a GenBank genome assembly.
AUGACAUGUGGAGCGUCGUUAUCACGCAACACGCCCUGCUUGAGGGCAAUCGAUGCCUCACCCCUGGCCCCUGUCCUCCGGCAGCUCUUCUUUCUCAAAGCUUUCUGCUUCCCCUCUUCGGCCAGCCCUUCUUCUUGCACUGCGGAAUGCCACUCUGCUCAUGCGCAAUUUGCGCGGUUCGGUGCAUUCUGUGCUGUCUGCACGGAGACUAUGCUUCUCGGUGCUGGGAAUGGCGUUUUGCCCUCCGCAUUUCUUGACUGCAAACUUCUUCAAGAGACCGCUAGUGCCAGCGAGGGCGCUUUCCAGGCUAUACGGGCGGCCCAAGCUGCCACUCAAAGGCUUGGACAUCACUGGCCCCUUAUGCCGGCAGAACAGGCCUAUGGUCUCCCCGCGUCGGACGAUGACUUUGACGCCGAGUCGUCUGGGCUGGCUGAUGAAGUGCUGACUGAGGUCAUUUUCGUGCUCUUGGCCCCUGAUUACAGGCCAGAAACCAUCCGGAUCACGCUUCUUAUCCCGCAGGGGCUUGGGGAUGCCCUGGAUUUAGUCGAAACGUGCCGUUGUGGAGACUUGCGCGAGGCUUUUCCUCUGAUGGCGCCUGCGUGGCCUCAGCCCGAUCCCAGACGGGGGGUGCUUAUCCUGUGCCCCGCUUGGCUCGCGGAUGAGGUCGUGAUUUGUGUUGACCUCACCAUGCAUGAUGGCCGACUCUUUGCGAUUCGUGCCCCCUCUCGCCUUGGAAGGCACGAUCUUCUGGCCAUUUCCGGCCUGGCUUCUCUUGCAGACAUCGAUGUGUAUGUUCCGGGUACGCUUCGACCUUUGAACGAUGCUGAUAUCAUCUUUCUUGCCACGGGUCAUUGUGUACGAUACCUGCCUCGGGGUGCGGAGCCUCCCCUGGGCUAUUCUCUUGAGGGUAUGCUGUGUUCUCAUCUUCCAUGGGCUACCGACCCGCCCUUCCCAGUUGAUGAGGAUGUUGCCUGCUAUUGUGUGGUUGCUGAAGAAGGUGUCCGCAACUUCCGUCUGCAUCCCUCCCGAGCUGUGCGUAUCGUGCUGAUGUUGCCGCUCUCUUCCAAAUCGAUCCUUUUCAGGUUAAUGCUGCUUGCUUUGGGCGACACAGUCAAGCUGUCGUUGCCAUUGGCCAGGCCCCUUUUACGGGGCUGGCGGCGCUUCUCCGUCCGUGAUGGAUGGGUUGACCUUUUUGGGUUGCUGGACCGAUUCAGCUGGCUUGCCCCACCGGGUUGGUCCGUCGGAGUGUCGGGUUGCCUUCUGGGUCAACAAUGGCUCUGGAUCUCAAGCGGCCAAGUUCUGGAGCUUUGCCUUACGCAUGAUCCGGGUCCUUCCCCCGCCGGUGACGAGGAGGAGACAGAGGCAGUCACCACGCACCAGUCUCUGGUGCUUGUCUGCGGCAUUUCCCGCGCCCUUCUUGCCAACAUGACGUAUCAUGGGCUCUGUAUGUCCUUCUGCAUGGUGGCGCUAUUGGAUGCCACUUCUUGGGGUUUUGCUGAAGCUGUCCAGUUACCCCAGAUCUGCGAGCACAACGCUGUAGGGCUCAUGGGGCAGGUUGCGGCCUCCCGUCUCUCCCCGCGCAUUUUCGACGAGGCAGAUGAAGAUUGGUUUGAGGCUUUCUUCCUCGCUGCCACGCUUGCUGAGGCUCUCUUUGAGCACUUCGGCAUGCCCCAGCACUAUGCUCGAAGACGUGAGGUGCCUACCACUCUUGCGCUCAGCUCUCUCAUCGGGGAGCCCAGGUUUUUGAUCUUGAAGCGCGUCAGUGCAUGCGCUGUUGGCCGAGCGCCCGCCCCAGAUGAGCUCGUCGUUAUCACUACGGAUGGCUCAUUUGAUCCGUGCACCCGGCAUGCUGGCUGGGGUGUGGUGAUCAGUCUUGCUUCUAGCAAUGACCUAUUACUUCCAGGGCAGUUCAUUGGAUGUUGCGGCUCUUUUCUGGGGGCUGUUCUUGCCCUGCGUUUGCCUGGUUUCCUGCACGGGGUGUUCCGGGCUGAUAACAUUGGUGCCCUACAGGGUGCCGAGGGCACCGUUCGUAUGCAAGAUCAUCCUCUUUGCCAUGCGGCUGCUGCCCUGCAUACAGCGCUGCGCCUGCUGCAGACUUCCCCCACUUAUCAGCAUGUCCCUGGCCACUCGGCUGACCCGGCCAAUGAGCUUGCCGAUGCGUUGGCGGGUCAGGCUUCGAAGGGGGUUGGUCUUGGUGCCUCCCUUGCCUUCAACGACCUGCGGUCUUGGUUUGCUGAUGAUGGUGCUGCCUUCGCGUGGCUGCCGCGUGCAUGCUUUGCGCGUCAAGCGCCGCGCGCAGUGCCAGACCUGCAUGGUGGACUCAUGGCUUGGAGUCGCCAUACAGCCACUGCCAGUAUGACCCCCUCGGACACCCUCUCUCCCUUUCUCAGGGCGUUCGAUACGGCGGGUCGAGGGCCCUCUGUUAGUGCUGCCCCUGCCGUGGUUAUCAACAUUGUCUCUUUCAACCUGCUCUCGCUGUUGGAUCCGGGCGGUCCUGCUCAUGUUGCCGGUCUGCAUGGGGCAUCUGGGCGUGUGUCGCUUGUAAGUUCCUCCCUUGCGGGCCUUGAGGCUCUUGCACUCCCUGAGAAUCGUGCGGUUGUUGAAAGCAUCAUCUCCUCUGCGCCAUGCCCCGAUUGGACUGUUGAUGCCAGUGAACAUGUUGCCCUGCUGACCGAUCACCUGUACCGUCAGCUAGUGGCUGCAUUCCCGAAGGAGCGCAGGCGUAUGCGCAUUCACUGCGCAACAGAAGUGCUGCGUAUCGUUGUGCCAUGCUUCGCUGUGCCCUUGCUGCUUGGCGUGUUGGUUCACAGCCUUUCCAUGCCUUUUUCACUGGGCGGUGGCUUUGGCGCCUUCAAAUCCGGCGUGCGUUGGAUUGUGUCCUCCUUCGUCGCUACGGAGUAUGUUGAGGCCUCGCCAUCCGCAGACUUGCACCAGGCUGUCCGGCAGAUAAUGCGUCCAAAGAAGUAUCGGGGAAAGGGAGCGGCCCCUCUCCCUAUGCUUAAGAAGGCGGAUGGGACUGUGUGUACCUCUGCUGACGAGAUCGCAACGGUGUGGCGCGAGCAUUUUCGCGUACUUGAGGCUGGGCAGGAGACGGAUGCAGAGACUCUCGCACAAACUUGUCGUCAGAGACAGCUCGCCUUCGAAGGAUCCGACAUCGUGGAUGCAGCUGCUAUCCCGACGUGGUCUCGAUUGCAGGCCGCUUUCAAGGCUACGGCCCCGCACAAGGCAUGUGGUCCGGAUCUUCUUCUUCCGAUUCUCUGCUCGCUUUUCAGUCAGAAGCUGACUGAGGCUUUUUGGCCUGUUAUGCUUAAAGCAGUUCUCAGGUCCAAUGAAGCAGUCGGUCUAAAAGGUGGCAUACUCCACCGAAUCGCGAAGCCGUCGGCAGUCGAGAACACAACGGCAGGCUAUCGUGGCAUCCUUGUGCAAUCUUGUUUGUCGAAGGUUCUUCACCGCGCGGCUCGGCACUUAGCGGUGGAGCACUGGCAGCAACAUGCUCUUCCACUACAGAUUGGUGGGAAGAAGGGGUGUCCCGCGGCAUUUGGGCAUUUUUGUUCGCGCGCAUUUUUGGCGGUGAUGCGAGCGCUAGGCAGGUCGGCGGCUGUGUUGUUUGUUGACAUUGCGGCUGCUUAUUACGGCGUCGUUCGCGAAGCCGUGCUAGGCGCGAGUGCACAUUCACAGCCUCUCGAUGCUCUCGUUGCCUCCCUGGGCCUUACUGACGCUGACAUGCAGCUCCUCCAGCACUACAUAGAGCACGCUCCGGUCCUUAGGCAGCAAGGAGCUUGUGCGUUGCUGCAAGAAGUUGCGGAGGAGUUGCAUCGCAACACGUGGUUCGUCAUGGCCGGUGAUAGCUGCGUCAUCGAAACGUGCCGGGGCACGCGGCCUGGCGGGUCCUUGGCGGAUAUUAUUUUUAAUAUCCUCUUCAGCAAAGUGUUGAGUCGACGAUGCUCUUCUACUCUUGGUCCUUUUGUACCUCGUGUUCCUUGGAGUGGCUGCCGCUCCCCGUGGACCAAACCUGGGUCCCUGGAUCGUGCCCCGCUUGUGGUUGAAGCCAGUGACGUGGUAUAUGCCGAUGAUCUGGCUAGCUUUCUUGUCUGUGACAGGGCAGAUGAAAUCACUGAGGCUGUGUCAGGCGUGGCGGCGGACACCAUUGACACCUUCCUUCCGCAUGGCCUCAAUGCCAACAUGGGGCCGACAAAGACGGCAGCUAUCGUGGUCCCUGUGGGCAGAGGAUCACGUGCGGUCCGCCGUGCACUUUUCAGCCAAGGCAAAGGCAGGCUUGUGAUCCUGCCGGAAACCAGGGGUGGUCUCCGACUUGACAUUGAAUGGGACCUGUUUUCCGGGGAAAUCAUGAGUUUGUACCGGCAGCUCUUGCUCUUCUUCACUUGGAACCACGGGCCCGAUGCUGCAUGGGCUUUAUUGGCUCAGUACGAAGAAUACAAACGAGCCCUGCGGGGUGCUGCUCAGUGGCUUCUUGCCGCUGUUGGGUCUACCUGUGGCCUUGGUGAUAUCGAAACCAAUUGGCAGGCCUGGGAGGCCCUUGUCCGGGACUCCUCCCAUUCGUGGAAGACCCUGCUUAAGAGGGCAGACUCAUGGCACCGCAUGCGGACCUCGCAGAUUUCUGUUCUCGAUGGGUUUGCUCGUGCCUCCUGGCCUGAGCGCGUUGGCUCACGGCCUACCCCGGUUGAGAACUGCGUGCACGCUUGCCUGCCAUGCCGCAUUGCUUUCACUUCACGCCAGCAGUGGGGAGCUCAUGCCCAUAGAGCUCAUGGGUAUCACUCCCGCGCCCACUUAGUGGCUAGCGGACGCACUUGCCAGGCGUGUGGACAGGUUGCUUCUGAACGCAAACUGCGUACGCACCUGCGUUUGGGUCUUGCUUGUGUGCAGCGCAUUGAGCAACUGAGUGCUUGUGGCCCUGUUCAUGCGGACGCUUCCAAGACUCAUGAGUUGGCUCCUGCAAUUGCUGGCGCUGGCAAGCGAUCCCUUGGGGCGCCUGCUACGGAGCUCUGUGCCCCCCUUCUCGCUGAUUUGUCUGUCUGGCAACCGCCGUGUUGUGAUCGUGACGAGGCCAUUUUCGCGGUCGUUCGCCGGCAUAUGGUGCCCCUGCCUGUCCUGCGAAGCACGUUGUUAGCCUGGCGUUCUACACUUGCGGAUGGGCCAGUUAAGCAAGCCUGUGACGAUGUUUUGCUGGUUCUCCACCCUGAGCAUCUAUGCGACUCUGUGGCAGGGGCUACUCUCUCUGAGGAGCCUGAUGACGUUUAUGUCCCUGCUGUGGUUGUCCCACGUCGCUGGCCUGCUCCGGACUUUUCUCCUUUGCUCUGCGUGGGUGUGCCCUCCUCUGACUGGGCUCGGGCCGCAUCUGUCGAUGGCCUUCCAGUUGCUGGUGUCACCUUGGACGAGCUCCCUGCCUGGAGCUGCGCAGCUGUCUCGGGAGCCUGCGUCUCCUUCCCCUCUCCUCCUCUUGAGGCCCUUCCUGUCUUUAGUCCGUCGCCUUGCACUUUGCGUGCGAUCCGCUCGCUUUGCUCCUGGACUAAAACCAUGCUGGAUGCGCUUUCGGUGCUCCUGCAGUUGGCGGGGCGUGGGCUUCCGGUUCUGGCCCGCUUUCCGGUCUCCCGCCAUGACAUGAUGCCGCUGUCUGCUCGGCUGGAGACUGCAACAGGAGCUGAAGAGGGGCGAGGAGCCGCUGCAUUUUGUUUCACCAUUGAAUUCAAUUGUGUUUGUUUGCAUUAG